Protobothrops mucrosquamatus (brown spotted pit viper) is the source of this 1213-nucleotide messenger RNA. Its product is annotated as homeobox protein PKNOX1-like. The record is from RefSeq and is a predicted model, not a curated record. The coding region runs from base 656 to 1006 and encodes 116 amino acids. The transcript is spliced from 2 exons. NCBI's taxonomy places the organism in Eukaryota, Metazoa, Chordata, Lepidosauria, Squamata, Viperidae.
AGGAGGUGAUUAUGGCAUUCCUCAGAUUGUUGGAUGCAACCCAGUUUGAAAGACCUUUGGUACACGGUGAGAGGAUUCCCAGACAACUGGGAGGAUUUCAACACAUUGCCCAAACUGACCAAUCUGGAUGCCCUUUAGCCACUUUUGCAGGAGAAGGCUGCUCUAAGGACGGGGAGGAAUCUGCAAAGCAGAACCACAGAAAGGAACAUGAUAGUUUGCUCACAGAGGAAGGAGAGUUGCUCCUUGUUGCUUUUCCAAGGAGCUCUGACUUAGAGCUUUGCUCAAACCUUUAUCAAAGCAAGUAUCCCUGUCAAAAUAAUAAAAUUGUAGAUUUGAUUUAGCCCAAGAUUUUGAUUGAUUGGUGGUAAAUUGUGAAAGAUUGAUUUAUUAGUAAUUGUAUGAAAAUGUAAGAAUGUGGCCAUAUUUUAAAAAGACUCAAAAUUAUUUGUAGUCUCUUUUGAGAAGAAAAAGUUUAAAUAUAGACCUGAAAUUGUAAAGUGCAUCAGUAAAUAAGAAGCACUUAUACUAUUUUUUGCUCAGUUGUUUAGUUUAAAAAGUCCUAAUUAGAAAAUACCAAAUUUCUAUAGUUAAUUUGGAAGUUUAUGUUUUGCCCUUGUGUAGGUUUAUCAAUGCUAGAAGGCGAAUUCUCCAGCCAAUGUUGGAUUCUAGCUGUUCUGAAACACCAAAAACAAAGAAGAAAACAGCCCAAAACCGACCAGUUCAGAGGUUCUGGCCAGACUCCAUUGCAUCAGGAGUAGCUCAGCAUCAAACUAACGAACUUACUAUGUCAGACGGAGCUGUUGUAACAAUUACAGCUCCCGUCAACAUGAAUGUGGACAGUCUCCAAUCACUUUCAUCUGAUGGUACUACUUUGGCUGUUCAGCAAGUCAUGAUGGCAGGGCAAAGUGAGGAUGAAUCUGUAGACAGCACUGAAGAUGAUGGAACAGACCUCUCAACUACAAAUAUCAGUGGGCUGGUCUUGGAUAACAGUGAUUCUCUGCAAUAGGAAGCAAGAGGAGCUGACCUAAAAUAUUAGGAAAGACAAUGAACUGACUGACUUUUUAUAGUUUGCACAGCAAACAUUUUACACAAGUUUUAUUUCUAAUAAGUUUUAUAUGUAGAUAUAGAAGAGUGCACUUUUUUGUAUUUCAUAGUAAGCUUAAAGAGUGUCUUUGCAGGUGCAGCAACUUCUUUCAAAUGUGUUGUUUUUUGC